Messenger RNA from Torulaspora delbrueckii, 2169 nucleotides. RefSeq names its product bifunctional glycerol-3-phosphate/glycerone-phosphate O-acyltransferase GPT2 (gene GPT2). Gene Ontology annotation, biological process: phospholipid biosynthetic process. The coding region runs from base 1 to 2169 and encodes 722 amino acids. Gene Ontology annotation, cellular component: endoplasmic reticulum membrane. Gene Ontology annotation, molecular function: glycerone-phosphate O-acyltransferase activity; glycerol-3-phosphate O-acyltransferase activity. Lineage: Eukaryota; Fungi; Ascomycota; Saccharomycetes; Saccharomycetales; Saccharomycetaceae. The transcript has a single exon. The record is from RefSeq and is a predicted model, not a curated record.
AUGGCGGAAGAUUCAAACCCCAGCUCAAAGAAACAAAUAAAGGCUCAUGUGCCUAAUGCUAAGAUCGAAUACGAUAACAAGUAUAAUGGGUAUGGAUAUUCUAUUCAAGCAUGGUUAUUCGAUUGUGUAUUGUUCUUGUUGAACAUUGUUUUCACCAUAUUCUUUCGAGAAAUUAAAGUUCGUGGUGGUCACAACGUCCCACCCAUCGGAACAGCGACAAUGUUGGUGUGUGCCCCUCAUGCAAAUCAAUUCAUCGACCCUUCUCUAGUGAUGGUAACCACUAGGAAACUUGCCAAAGAAUCUAGAAAUAGAUCUAGACAGGUUUGCUUUGUAACUGCAGAAUCUAGUCUCAAGAAGAAAUUCGUGUCUCUCUUUGGUAUAUGUACAGGCGCUAUCCCAGUGCCAAGGGCCCAGGACAACUUGAAACCAGUUGAUUCUGAUGUUAAGAUAUACUGUCCGGAUUUAGAAAAUAAUGCUACUAUGGUGAAGGGCCGUUUGGACUCUGGAGGUUCUCCAAAAUUUACCAAGAGAUUCACAGCCAAAUCUCUAAUUGGUUUGCCCAACUAUCUCGGGAAUGCCCAAAUUGCAGAGGUUAAGGAUGAUGAAACGAUUAUACUUAAGGCUCCGUUCAAGUUUAAGACCAACGAAAAGAUUAGAUCAUUAUUGACCGAGGGAACAACUUUUAAAUACGCUCCACACAUCGACAACUCCAAAGUUUUUCAAAACGUUUUUGGCCAUUUACAUACGAAAGGUACUGUUGGGAUCUUUCCAGAGGGUGGGUCCCACGAUAGACCUUCAUUGUUACCGAUUAAGGCUGGUGUCGCUAUUAUGGCUCUCGGUGCCACGGCAGCAGAUCCAAGCAUGAAAGUUCAUGUUGUACCAUGUGGGCUGCACUACUUUCACAGGGACAAAUUCAGAUCAAGAGCCGUCUUGGAGUAUGGCGAGCCUAUCAUUGUCGAUGGAGAAAUGGGAAAAAGAUAUGCGAAAAAUCCUAGAGAAACUGUACAAGAAUUAUUGAAAGUCAUUACUAGUUCCCUGUAUGCUGUGACCGAAAAUGCGCCGGAUUUCGACGUUUUAAUGACUAUUCAGGCGGCAAGAAGACUCUAUCAACCAACAAGAGGGAAGAUUCCUUUACCUACAGUGGUCGAUAUCAACAGAAGAUUAUUGCUCGGCUACUCAACUUAUAAGGAUGAUCCUCGUAUCAUUCAUUUGCAAAAAAUGGUCAACAGGUAUAACAACGCCUUGUACUCAUUGGGACUCAAGGAUCAUCAAGUCGCAGAGUUGAAAACGAAGAAGAGAGAAGUACUUAGAAGUUUGUUCGUUUUGGUUGAAAGAAUGAUAAGGCUUCUCAUUUUCUUUUGUUUGUCUCUACCGGGUUCCAUCCUAUUCACUCCAAUUUUUAUUAGUUGCAGCAUUUACGCCAAGAAGAAGGCAAAGGAAGGCUUGUCGAAGUCUUUGGUAAAGAUAAAAGGUACUGAUUUGAUUGCCACAUGGAAGCUAAUGUUUGCACUCGUAUUUGCCCCUCUUCUUUAUGUCACUUAUUCGUUGAUUUUGGUAUAUUUUCAUGCACGUCAUUACGAGUGGAUUUCCAAGAUUUAUGUUCCAUUUGACAACAAAUUUCUGCAGUUCUGCUACUAUUAUGGUCUUCUUGUGGCUGCCACAUAUUCAAGUUUGAAAACCGGAGAAAUAGGAAUGGAUUUGUUCAAGUCAUUACCACCUCUAUUCAUCACUCUCAUAUACCCAGGCAGGAAGAUUCAACAGUUGAAAAGCAUGCGUGAAAAACUGAGCCAAGAAAUAACAGCUGUGAUUAACGAGCUUGGUCCUAAACUUUUCCCCAAUUUUGACAAGAUUAUCAAAGCACAUUUCGAUAGCCAUGUUGAAGAAGUCAUAUCUGAAGCUGAAGAAGAGCUAACUGAUGAUAGCGCGGCGGUGUUCAGCAACUCGCGCAGUCGGUCAGGCUCUGUUCAUUCUGCAACUUCCACGAGCUCAAAUGCUUUGUCAAAGGUUAACUCAAGAGGUUCUUUGACCGAUGUGCCUAUCUUUGCCGAGGGAAAACAUACUUUGCAUCACAGUGAUGAUGAGAUAGAGUUGUCACCUGAAGACAAAGAGAACGAUUCUAAGAUCACUGCUAUGAUUAGAGAGAAAUGGGAGCGUGAGAAGAAAGAUUAA